GCGGAGUUCCGUGCGGGGGGUACCUGUGCGGAAUCGCAAAGGUUUUUUAUUAUUAUUAUUUUUAUUUUUAUGUUUGGGAGGGGGGAUUGGGGGGGGCAUAUGACAGGAAGCUGGGGUUAUGGCGAGUAGAGGAGGGCACGAAGAGGAGGAGGAGGAUGUGGCCGAGGAGGACGACGAGAAUAGCGAGGACGACGGCGAGGAGGAGGAUCAGAGAUGGGGGAGGAGAAGAGAUGGACGGAGGGAAAGAGGAAGGGUGGGAGGAGGACGCGUGGGAGGAGGAGGAGACACGGACGGAGAGGAAGGGGAGGACAUGAGGAAGGUAAGGAGACAAGGAGGCAUGGAAGAUGGCGAAGUACGAGGAGGAGGAGGAGGAGACAAGGAGGAUGAGGAGGGGCAGGAGGAGGACGAACAAGAGGAGGAGACAUGGAGAGCAGGAGGAGGACGAAAAGGAGGAAACGAAAAGGAGAAGGGAGGAGGAGACAUGGAAGAGGAGGAAGGGGAGGAGGAGCAAGACCUUAAUAAUCCUAACUAAUCCUAAUUAAUUAUUUGUAGAGGUCAAUCCCCCGGAUUCCCAGAAGGGGUUCAUGGGCUUUGGUGGUACUGCAGAGCGGCUGUAGGCCCCUCAAAAC
This is a messenger RNA of Chara braunii, 629 nucleotides long. The record is from the annotation of a GenBank genome assembly. NCBI's taxonomy places the organism in Eukaryota, Viridiplantae, Streptophyta, Charophyceae, Charales, Characeae.